AUCUACCUAACCAUCCAUCUCCGGCCAUCUGACUCUGCUGCGUUCUCUCGACCAUCAGUCACCUUCUUGCUCCACCCGAAAACCGAUUGAACAUUGCAUUAAUCCUCCGCCAAGGGGUGUGCUACGAAGAUGCUGGAAGCGACGAUUAUCGUCGUCGACAAUAGCGAGAGCAGUAGAAAUGGCGACUACGUACCCUCCCGAUGGGAAGCCCAGACCGACGCCGCAAACCUCAUCUUCCACUCCAAAACCCAGGCAAAUCCAGAAUCGUCCGUCGGCCUGAUGUCCAUGGGCGGCUCAGGCCCGGAAGUACUCACCACACUCACGACCAACCCUGGCAAGAUACUCGAUGGACUACAUCGGACAAAGGUGAAGGGCCAAUCGCAUCUCUACACCGGCAUCAUGAUCGCAAGUCUAGCGCUCAAACAUCGGCAGAACAAGAGUCAGCGGCAAAGAAUCAUCGUCUUUGUGUGCAGCCCGAUCGCAGAUAGCCAGAGUACACUCGUCAAGCUGGCGAAGAAGAUGAGGAAGAACAACACUAGCGUGGACAUCGUGGCCUUCGGCGACCUCACAGAAGACAACCUCGACAAGCUCCGCGCGUUCAACGAUGCAGUUAAAGGUGGUGAUGGGUCGCAUCUCGAGAUCGUGCAACCUGGGCCCAACCUUCUGUCAGACUCUAUCGUCGCUUCGCCGAUAUUAGCAGGCGAAGGAGGCGGGGCAGCAACCAACGGCACAGGCGCAGAAGGUGGUGCUGGAGCGGGCGGCGGGACCGACUUCGAGUUUGGAGUCGAUCCGAAUCUGGAUCCAGAGUUGGCGCUCGUGUUGCGGAUGUCGAUGGAGGAGGAGCGGGAGAGGCAGUCGAGGGAGCAGAAGGCGAGGGACGAGGCGGAAGGCAAGACGCACUUAGAGAGUGUGCCGGAGGAAGGCAGGCAAGAAGGCGAGGCUGGUGGCAGUGGUAGCGCGCCAGCGACCAGCAUGCAGGUUGAUGGGAACGGCGAGCCGGUUGGGAGCGCGGGUGCAACGGUAGGACUGGAGACGGAGGUCAAGAGGGAGGAGGAUAAGAAGAAGAAGGAGGAUGAGGAUAAGAUGGACACCGCCUGAUGGUGGGCUUGUACUUUAGAUUGGACUAGCAUAGCACUGCUGAGUCAGAUGUAGUAAUAGAACGUAAGCACUGCCCGCCAGUUGAGGCCAUUAGCUUUCUGGCGCGAGGAUACACUACAAUCAUACCCUUUCAGUUAUAACCAUAAGUCAGU
Messenger RNA from Baudoinia panamericana UAMH 10762, 1250 nucleotides. RefSeq lists its product as uncharacterized. The record is from RefSeq and is a predicted model, not a curated record. The transcript has 2 exons. Gene Ontology annotation, molecular function: polyubiquitin modification-dependent protein binding. Gene Ontology annotation, biological process: proteasome-mediated ubiquitin-dependent protein catabolic process. Bases 130 to 1098 code for a protein of 322 amino acids. Gene Ontology annotation, cellular component: nucleus; proteasome regulatory particle, base subcomplex; cytosol. NCBI's taxonomy places the organism in Eukaryota, Fungi, Ascomycota, Dothideomycetes, Mycosphaerellales, Teratosphaeriaceae.